AUUUCAAUGAACUAAAAUUGAUAAAAUUAAUUGGCGUCCGCUCUGCUCCAAGCAGAAUUUCCAGUGAGUCAAAGUUUGUGUAUGAAAAGUCAUUGAAAAUUGAGCAAAACUCCCAGUUUUCAACUUUACCUGCCGGAGAUUCUUUUUCUUUCUUCUUCUAGGGUUUCGUCUUUUCACCGAUCGCCAUUUUUGCCGCUUCAACUAUUACCACCUUUGAGCUCCUGGUUUUUGGAAGCUGAUGAUCCGUCUUUCAAGUUGUGCCCAUCAAUCACUACCAUAAGCAAGUUCUUAUCUUUGUUUCCGAUAUGGCUUCUGGCUGUAUAAUGCCUUCAGCAGGUGGAAAACCUCACACUGAUGCCAUGCUUGUUGACAAACUUCCUGAAGAAAUUAAUGAAAUGAAGAUCAGAGAUGAUAAAGCAGAAAAGGAAAUGGAAGCAGCUGUAGUUGACGGGAACGGAACAGAAAAGGGCCACAUCAUUGUGACAACUAUUGGGGGCAAAAAUGGUGAGCCUAAGCAGACCAUUAGUUACAUGGCCGAGCGUGUUGUUGGACAGGGUUCCUUUGGAAUUGUGUUUCAGGCCAAAUGCCUUGAAACUGGAGAAACUGUGGCAAUAAAAAAAGUUCUACAGGAUAAGCGAUACAAGAAUCGGGAAUUGCAAACAAUACGCCUUCUUGACCAUCCUAAUGUUGUUUCACUGAGACACUGCUUCUUUUCAACCACAGAAAAGGAUGAGCUUUAUCUUAAUUUGGUUCUUGAAUAUGUACCUGAGACUGUCUACCGUGUGUUGAGACAUUACAGCAAAGCAAACCAACGGAUGCCAAUGAUUUAUGUCAAGCUCUAUACAUAUCAGAUUUUCAGAGCUUUGGCUUACAUACAUGGGAUAGGAGUCUGCCACAGGGACAUCAAGCCUCAGAAUUUACUGGUCAACCCACAUACUCACCAGCUUAAGCUCUGUGAUUUUGGGAGUGCAAAAGUUCUGGUCAAAGGCGAGCCAAAUAUUUCAUACAUUUGUUCUCGUUACUAUCGUGCGCCUGAACUUAUAUUUGGAGCAACAGAAUACACAUUUGCAAUUGACAUUUGGUCUGUGGGUUGUGUCCUUGCUGAACUGCUUCUUGGGCAGCCCCUCUUUCCUGGUGAGAGUGGAGUUGAUCAGCUUGUGGAAAUUAUCAAGGUUCUUGGAACACCAACUCGGGAGGAAAUCAAGUGUAUGAAUCCAAAUUACACUGAGUUCAAAUUCCCACAAAUCAAAGCUCACCCUUGGCAUAAAAUUUUUCAUAAGCGGAUGCCUCCUGAAGCUGUGGAUCUUGUGUCAAGGCUUCUCCAGUAUUCUCCAAAUUUGCGGUCUACUGCAUUGGAGGCUUGCACCCACUCUUUCUUCGAUGAGCUUCGUGAUCCUAAGACUCGUCUCCCUAAUGGUCGGCCAUUGCCACCUCUCUUCAACUUCAGGCCUCAAGAGUUGAAAGGAGCAUCUGCAGAGCUCUUGAACAAACUGAUACCAGAACAUGCUAAGAAGCAGUGUACCUCCCUUGGUUUCUAAACCUUGUGAAUGUUUAUGUAUCUUUAGUAUAUACUUAUUUUGCAAACCAAUUUGUUUGUUAUCUAUUUUGGCACAAACUGUUUGACAUCUCUUCCUUCCCAUGACAACUGUUAACUGACAAAUACAUUGUGAAAGUUGUUCCUUGUGCAAAUGCUACUUUAUUGGA
Messenger RNA from Solanum lycopersicum (tomato), 1704 nucleotides. Its product is annotated as shaggy-related protein kinase epsilon. Gene Ontology annotation, cellular component: cytoplasm. The record is from RefSeq and is a predicted model, not a curated record. Gene Ontology annotation, biological process: protein phosphorylation; signal transduction. Gene Ontology annotation, molecular function: ATP binding; protein serine/threonine kinase activity. NCBI's taxonomy places the organism in Eukaryota, Viridiplantae, Streptophyta, Magnoliopsida, Solanales, Solanaceae.